AUGAGGGCCUGUGAGGCAGAGAAUGAGCAUCGCGUGCUUCUGCAGGCACAGCGGGAUGAGAUCGAGCAGUUGCAGCGCCGCUGUAAUGAACUUCUGCACGAACGAAGUAUGAUGAAGGCGGCGACAGCAGAGGACAUCCGCCAGUUUUGUUUAGAUUAUCAACGAAAACAGUUGCAGCACCAGCGGCAACAGCAGCAGCAGCAGAUUCAACAGCAGGCAAUAGCACCAGUAGGAUGUCGCCCAUCGGCGUCCCCUUCGACCAGCUCAAUUCCUGUCUCUGAGGUGCUACAAUUCCUGCAUCAGUACAGCGCAGGGAUGGUGCCGAUAUCGGAGAACAGUGUGCGCAAGCGCCUACGCGAAACGGCGGGGGGCGGGCGGGCGGCCAACACGCCACAGCAGCGAAGCUUGCUCCGGUGCGUGAUGGCGAGACAGCGGCUGCGCCUUCGAGAAGACGACGCAGAGGAGUUCCUGCAACAACAACAACAACAACAGCAGCAGCAACCUCAGUGUGCGGGCGGUGCCAGGUAA
This is a messenger RNA of Trypanosoma grayi, 528 nucleotides long. RefSeq lists its product as hypothetical. The coding region runs from base 1 to 528 and encodes 175 amino acids. The record is from RefSeq and is a predicted model, not a curated record. The transcript has a single exon. Lineage: Eukaryota; Euglenozoa; Kinetoplastea; Trypanosomatida; Trypanosomatidae.